Molecule: messenger RNA, 555 nt
Organism: Rangifer tarandus platyrhynchus (Svalbard reindeer)
Lineage: Eukaryota; Metazoa; Chordata; Mammalia; Artiodactyla; Cervidae
Source: the annotation of a GenBank genome assembly
AUGGUCGUCCGCGUCCCUCCAGCCUGGAGUGCCUCUCCGAGAAUCCAGACCCCCUCCGAGUUAGCCCGUGUGUCAGACAACCGGUGCCAUUCUGUGAAAAAGUCAGGGAAGCAUCGAUGUGAACAGGGAUCACCCUGCUGCACACCGCCUGCCCUUCUCUUCGUCUCUGUCUCUAGCUGCCUCCCUCCUGUCGUCCUGGUAACCUGGGGUGAGCACCUACAUUACUGCAGGGCAGACGCAGCCCGGGCCUUCAGGGAGCCCAGCUUCCAGCAGAACAGAGACAUGGACGCGCUGGUCACGGGGGCUCGCUCUGCGGGUCGUGCGGGCUUCUCGCUGUGCCUGCUUCGCCGCCGCGGACCGCAGGCUCAGAGGCAGGCUCAGGAGUUGUGCCCCGGGGCUUACCGACCCUGGGCCCGUGGGGUCCUCCCAGACCGGGCAGGGAACCGUGUCCCCUGCAUUGGCGGGCAGACGCGUAACCGCUGGGCGCACCAGGCAAGCCCCUCGGUCGUAUCACUGCGCGCCGCCUGCCUCGACCCACCCGAGCGCCGGGUCUAA